Molecule: messenger RNA, 960 nt
Organism: Dama dama (fallow deer)
Lineage: Eukaryota; Metazoa; Chordata; Mammalia; Artiodactyla; Cervidae
Product: olfactory receptor 3A10
Exons: 1
Coding region: 13-960 (315 amino acids)
Biological process (GO): G protein-coupled receptor signaling pathway
Cellular component (GO): membrane
Molecular function (GO): olfactory receptor activity; G protein-coupled receptor activity
Source: RefSeq, a predicted model, not a curated record
CAGCAGUGGCCUAUGGAGCCAGGUGCCCGGGGCAACAAGACUGUGGUCACUGAAUUCAUCCUUCUUGGCCUAACAGAGAACAUAGAACUGCAACCCAUCCUUUUUGCCAUCUUCCUCUUUGCCUAUGUGAUCACAGUUGGGGGCAACUUGAGUAUCCUGGCCGCCAUCUUUGUGGAGCCCAAACUCCACACCCCCAUGUACUACUUCCUGGGGAACCUUUCUCUGCUGGACAUUGGGUGCAUCACUGUCACCGUUCCUCGCAUGCUGGCCUGUCUCCUGACCCGCCAAUGCCGAGUUCCCUAUGCAGCCUGUGUCUCACAGGUCUUCUUUUUCCACCUCCUGGCUGGUGUGGACUGUCACCUCCUGACAGCCAUGGCAUAUGACCGCUACCUGGCCAUUUGCCAGCCCCUCACCUACAGUGUCCGCAUGAGCUGUGACGUCCAGGGAGCCCUGAUGGCCGUCUGCUGUUCCAUCUCCUUCAUCAAUGCUCUGACCCACACGGUGGCUGUGUCCGAGCUGGACUUCUGCGGCCCUAACGUGGUCAACCACUUCUAUUGUGACCUCCCGCCCCUUUUCCAGCUCUCCUGCUCCAGCAUCCACCUCAAUGGGCAGCUUCUUUUUGUGGGGGCCACCUUCAUGGGGGUGGUUCCCAUGAUCUUCAUCUCGGUGUCCUACACCCACGUGGCAGCCGCAGUCCUACGGAUCCGCUCGGCGGAGGGCAGGAAGAAAGCCUUCUUCACAUGUGGCUCCCACCUCACCGUGGUCUGCAUCUUUUAUGGAACCGGCUUCUUCAGCUACAUGCGCCUGGGCUCCGUGUCUGCCUCAGACAAGGACAGGGGCAUUGGCAUCCUCAUCACUAUCGUCAGCCCCAUGCUGAACCCACUCAUCUACAGCCUCUGGAACCCCGAUGUGCAGGGUGCACUGAAGAGGUUGCUGACGGGGAAGCGGCCCCCCGAGUGA